AUGCCGCCUAGGGCUCCACUUAGUGUUAUAUUUAAGUUAGCGGGACAGACACCCCUGAGCAUAGCUGCGAGCGCUGGACAUGAUGCUAUAGUGAGGCUGCUCCUGAAUCACGGAGCUCAGUUGGACGGCUGCGAGGAAGAACAAACCUGGACCCAACCAAGCCCUCCCGUGGUGAAAGCUCUUCUUACGGGCCACGAGAGUACCCUCAGGCUACUUCUUGAACAGGGGGCGCAGACAGAAGGUCCCGGCAUGUUAUUCGGAGGGUUGAUCAACUGUGCAGUGGGUUCUGGUCAAAUGCCGAUGCUGAAGCUUCUUAUCGGAUUCGGGGUUGAUAUAAACGCUAAAAUCAACAGAGCAUAUCCGUUGGUUUGGGCAGUGCGCCGAAAGCCAAACUAUGCAUCCAUGGUGGAAGUCCUUCUCGAUAAUGGAGCGAACAUUGCCUUGGUUGAUGAUGACGAAGGAAGACUGCUUCGUGAAGCAAUUUACAACGGAACCCUUGAAACACUCCAUUUGCUUCUAAAACAUGGAGCAAACUAUCACGAGAGAAUCUUCUAUUCUGCUAUACACGAUUGCACACUCGAGUCAGUCCGCCUGCUUCUAGAUCAUGGAGCUCGGGUUGAUUUCGAAUCCCUAAUGUGUGCUGUGAAGUCUAAGAAUUGCGACAUACUGGAGCUACUUAUUGACCAUGGACUUGAUCUCAAUCUAAGAGAUUCUAAGGGAUGCACUAUUUUGCACCGCGCUGUUCGCUGCUGCGGAAUACCUCCACCUACAUACCGACCAGUCAUGUGCUGCGGUGGCCCGGAUCUAUCGGCUGUUCGGUGUCCAACGGGACCUAGUCCACCACAUGUCGCAGCGUAUUGCCGGCGCCGAGGAGAGGAUGCCGGCACUGCAGAAGAUAUCGUGAGGUGUCUUAUCCGACGUGGUGCAGAUGUGAAUGUUAGGGAUAGGAAGAGGCAAACACCACUUUACUUUGCUUGGAAAUAUGCUUCACCUGCUGUGCAGCAGUUACUGUUGGAAAAUGGGGCUGAUUGGGCUGUUAUGCUUAUGAUAUACUGA
This is a messenger RNA of Penicillium samsonianum, 1056 nucleotides long. Its product is annotated as ankyrin repeat domain-containing protein. Lineage: Eukaryota; Fungi; Ascomycota; Eurotiomycetes; Eurotiales; Aspergillaceae. Gene Ontology annotation, molecular function: protein binding. The transcript has a single exon. The record is from RefSeq and is a predicted model, not a curated record. Bases 1 to 1056 code for a protein of 351 amino acids.